AUGGCUACACAAGUGGACUCUGCUCGCAGUUGGGCAGUGGCUGUGGCCUGUUGUUGGAUUAAUGGGUUCAUCUUGGCCCUGGUGAGGUCAUCGGCUGUCAUCUAUGUAGGAACUCUGCACGCAUUCGACGUUGACAGGCAACAGGCCUCUUGGCCCAUAACGUUAACGGUGGUCUGCAAUUGCUUUGGCAAACCGCUGGCCGGUGUGCUGGCCAGAUACGUGAGCAUCUGGAAGGUAACACUCAUCGGCUGCAUCAUGGCCUCCUUUGCUGUCUGCGUGUCCUUUCACGCCACGAACAUUAUCUUUCUGGCUGCCUUCCUAGGUGUCGUACAAGGAACGGGCGUUGGAUUGACGGGGCUUCAUCCAGUGGUCAUCAACCAGCACUUCCACCGGCAUCGGGCCACAGCCUCAGGCAUCAGCGCUGCUGGGUUCACUAUAGGCGGCCUCAUAUUUCCUCCACUGGUUCAAGCACUACUGCAACAAUAUGGCUUCCGUGGAACACUCCUCAUCAUUGGUGCUAUCAUGCUUAACGCGGGUGCUGGAGCAUUCAUGCAAGGAGAUCCACCUAAACAGUCAAUUCUUCCUAGUCAGUCUGACAUUCAGCCUACAAAACCAUCGGGAUCCACGUCGUCCCCAAUUGCACGAAACGGCACAGCAAUCAAAGCAGAUGGCACGAAUCGAAUACUGGACGAGCCUGGAAGAAAAUGUUUAAAAUAUGAUGGGAUUAUUACGAGGGAACCUGAAUAUGAGCAUGCUCUACUGCAUGACCAUGAGGCCUUGUUCCACAAGAGGGAUAGGACAGAACAAGACGACGACCAGCAACAUUGCAACACUCAUUUUGACAGCAAGGGAGACAUUUCGAGGAUGUCAUACGAGAUGAAACAAGCAACCGAUAGAAAGACCCACAAUGAACUGUCCGAUGUCACAGAGCCGUUUAUGGAAAAAUCGAUGAACAACAACGGUCAACUGAAGACGUCCUUUUCCCCUCCUUGUACGAAGCCAGACUAUUUCCUGUCCUUCCUCUUCAAGCUAAAGUUCUAUCUGAUCGCGAUGUCUUUCGCACAGAUCCUGAACUGUAUGGUGUCUUACAUGACUGUCAUCGUGGACUUCGCCGCAGACCGUGGCGUGACGCGAUGGUACGCCGUCUUUCUCAUAACCACCUAUAACAUCAGUGACCUCGUGGCGAGACUCGGGUCUGGUUGGAUAACGGACAAAGGUUACCUCUCACGCAGUGCAGUGAUGUCGCUUCACCUUUUCGUGUGGGGUGCUGUCCAAUACAUGAUCCCGGCGUGCGACGACUUUUACUACCAGGUGAUGAUGGCUGUGAUGUGUGGAUGGUGUACGGGAUGCACCAUCAUAUUGGUGCCGGUGCUUUUCAUGGAACUUGUGGGUAUCGACAAACUUGGUGUAUGCUACGGAAUGGCCACCCUACUAGCGGGAUUUUUAGGGUUCGCAAGACCACCGUUAAUAGGUUACUACAGAGACGCCCUAGGAGACUACGAGGGCUUGUUCAAUUUAUUCGGCGCGCUCUCCGCGUCCAUAGCAUUUUUGUGGUUGUGCAUUGCUAUCUGGGAAAGGUGUAAGUGCCGAGAGAUUGUCAAACGGUUCCGAAAUAUGUUGUCGUAUUUUGCACCCCAACGUAGUACAACGCCGAAGGGGUCAGUCUACUGAUCUGCGUAUGAUUUCUAUUCAGGAGGUUGAGUAUCGCGACAACGACAAGUGUAAUGUAGGCAGGCUCAUCUGCAUGAAGCAGGGAAGAAAAACAAUACCGACCAUGAUAAUGAUAAUAAUUCGUGGCUUCACGUCGAGAGACAACUGUGAUCAUGGGUUGUCGUACUCUGGGUUCGAUAUGUCCACCUCUUGGUAUAUCGAGGCUCAACACGUCACACAAGUACGCCACUAAAAGUGUAGUUCUCGGAGAGAAGAUCUGCUGGAUCGUAAUCACGUCGCAAUUUGCUUUAAGCAUGGUUUCCUAAGACGAAGAUCAUCCAUCGCCAAGUUCAAGGCUACGUUCAAGGCUGUAAGGAUACACAAAGAGUCCCCUGGAUCCUGUGAACGACGCCUUCCACCCUCUUCGUCAUGUACUGUUUUACUUGCAACAAAUACUUGCGAUACUGUGCAUAUUGCGACACCACUAGCCUUCAUGUGCACCUCGUCAUAUUUGCCUCAAUAAUUCGUGCUGGACUUCACAGAACGUACACAGCCCUUGGCGCUCCUAUUGUGCAUCCCACUUGAUGUCAUCGACAGCAUCAGCGGAACUAUGGUACAGCUUCUAUGCCAAUGCCGCCUAGAUAUAGGAAGCCUGCUUAGUGCCCCUUCACUCAUUCGCCAUGCGGAUACAGAGCCGCCAUGUCCUCUAAUCCAGAUAAAAUCGCCGCAGACGACACACAUGUAUACUCUCUGCGGCUACCAGUGGCUGCCACGUCGUUGAAGCGGCCAGCGUUCCUUGUCAUUUCGCCUGCGCUUCUGCUGUUCUUCGCCUGCGCUGCGUGAGAGGCCGUUGAAUGGUCAGAGGAGUGUCCACAGCCACGUCGCAGAACCGCGUUGACUUCGCCUAUCACCAUAUAGUAACAGGCGGGCCACGUGGUACGCUUGGCGGGGUGACCACUAAAGAGCCGUUCCCUGGCCAGCCCGUGUGCCUAUACGAUUGUCCGCGUUGUACACGCUUAAAAAUGAACUUCACCACAUAGCACGCUC
Ornithodoros turicata is the source of this 2697-nucleotide messenger RNA. RefSeq lists its product as uncharacterized. Gene Ontology annotation, cellular component: membrane. The transcript is spliced from 4 exons. Gene Ontology annotation, molecular function: monocarboxylic acid transmembrane transporter activity. Lineage: Eukaryota; Metazoa; Arthropoda; Arachnida; Ixodida; Argasidae. The record is from RefSeq and is a predicted model, not a curated record. Gene Ontology annotation, biological process: transmembrane transport. Bases 1 to 1671 code for a protein of 556 amino acids.